Molecule: messenger RNA, 609 nt
Organism: Effrenium voratum
Lineage: Eukaryota; Dinophyceae; Suessiales; Symbiodiniaceae
Source: the annotation of a GenBank genome assembly
AUGCCCUGGAUAUGGCCCGCCUGCCGAGGUAUGGCUCGAACAAGAGUGCCGUUGUGCAAGGAGGUUGGUCUCUUGGGCAUCUAUGCCGUCGCGUGGCUGAAGAAGCGCGUUGGCAUGGACAGUGUGUUCUGCUUCGACACCCACGAAGAGCGCCUGAAGACCGCCGAGAGGUUUGGGGGUAUCCCCCUGCUGGUUCAUGGCGGUGAUGAGGAGUGCCUGGAGCGGUCGCGCUUCAUCCGGGAGCGCUACCCACGUGGCGUGGAUGUGGCGGUGGAGAUGACCGGCGCAAAGCACGUGAUCCACGAGGGCGUUCAGCUUCUGCGGAACGGGGGCCACUACUCCUUCGCCGGCAUGGUGCAUCCCGACUCUCAGCUCUCCUCCUUGACGGGGGAGACCAUUAUCAGAAAGUGCCUCACCAUCCGUGGGGUGCACAACUACACGCCCUGGAACUUGGAGGAGGCUGUGAAGUUCUUGGACGAGUUCCGCGAGGAAUUGCCUUUAGACUCUGUGCUAUCGCCGAAGAGCUACUCCCUGGCCCAGAUCAACGAGGCCUUUGCCGAGGCGACUUCCGGCUCCUAUUGCCGGGUGGUGGUGAACUGCGAUAUGUGA